UAUAUAUAAAUAUAUAUAACAAAUAUAUGUAAAGAUAUAUAGAUAUAGCUAUCGCUAUAUGUAUAUAUUCGGAAAAAUUCACACUAGAAUCCAAGCGAUUACAAAUAGAGAAACAAUACACAUUUGUUUUUUCCUGUAGGCUUUUCAGAUGUGAUUUUUGCCGUGACAGCUGCAACCCUGCUCCAUUUCCGGAAAUAUUGUUGUUGGUUUUUUUUUGUUUUUUGUGUGUGUCCGCUUAUCAAUAUCACUGCUAUUUGACAUUGGGAAAGAAAAUUGCAGACCUCGAUACGUGAAAAAUCAGGAUUCUUCAUUAUACCACCCGGAUAUCUCCAUCGCAGCAUUGGCGACAUUGUCCUGCAUCUGUGGGCUCCAUCACAUCCGCCCUGGUGUGUAUGGCUGGGCUGGCACAAGACCUUGUAGCCCGUUGUUGAGCUAAUGGGAGUGAGGAAUUCGUUAUCAAAAGGUCUUGGACCUUUCCUGCCUUCAGUUUGUUGGUGGCUUUGUCAUUACCAUUUGGAUGUACAACAUCUUAACCUAUGAUCACUCUUGGAUGACUGGACAUUCAUUUAUUUUUUUUAAAAAAGGAUUGCAAGGGAAAUUCCAGAUCAUACCUCUCUUCUAAUUAUACCUCACAGCUAUGUGGUCAUUACAACUGCUACUCUGCUUGAUGCUGUUGAUAACACUAAUUCAUGCUUUCAGCCGUGCUCCAAUUCCUAUGGCAGUUGUUAGGAGGGAACUGUCGUGUGAGAGCUACCCAAUAGAGUUGCGUUGUCCUGGGACUGAUGUUAUCAUGAUUGAAAGUGCCAACUACGGAAGAACAGAUGAUAAAAUUUGUGACUCCGACCCAGCUCAGAUGGAGAAUAUUCGGUGUUAUCUUCCAGAUGCCUAUAAGAUUAUGUCCCAGAGAUGCAAUAACCGGACACAGUGUGCAGUUGUAGCUGGACCAGAUGUGUUUCCUGACCCAUGCCCAGGAACUUACAAAUAUCUAGAAGUCCAGUAUGAGUGUGUACCUUACAUGUUUCUUUGUCCUGGAAUGCUAAUGGGAGUUUACCAGAGUGAACAUUUAUUUGAAUCUGACCACCAGUCUGGAGCCUGGUGCAAAGAUCCUUUACAAGCAUCUGAUAAAAUCUACUAUAUGCCUUGGACCCCUUAUAGAACUGAUACCUUAACAGAGUACUCUUCCAAAGAUGACUUUAUUGCUGGGCGUCCAACUACAACAUAUAAGCUUCCUCAUAGGGUAGAUGGUACAGGAUUCGUUGUGUAUGAUGGAGCACUGUUUUUUAAUAAAGAGCGUACCAGAAAUAUUGUCAAAUUUGAUCUGAGAACAAGAAUUAAAAGUGGAGAGGCCAUUAUUGCAAGUGCCAAUUAUCAUGACACCUCUCCUUAUCGUUGGGGAGGUAAAUCAGAUAUUGAUCUUGCAGUUGAUGAAAAUGGACUGUGGGUCAUCUAUGCAACAGAACAAAAUAAUGGAAAAAUAGUUAUUAGCCAACUGAAUCCUUACACAUUAAGGAUUGAAGGAACGUGGGAUACAGCAUACGAUAAACGAUCUGCAUCAAAUGCCUUCAUGAUUUGUGGAAUAUUGUAUGUGAUCAAAUCUGUUUAUGAAGAUGAUGACAAUGAAGCAACUGGGAACAAAAUUGAUUACAUUUAUAAUACUGAUCAAAAUAGUGACGCUUAUGUAGAUAUACCAUUUCCAAACUCGUAUCAAUAUAUUGCUGCUGUGGAUUAUAAUCCUCGGGAUAAUUUACUCUAUGUUUGGAACAACUAUCAUGUGGUUAAAUACUCUUUGGAUUUUGGCAUCCUGGACAGCAAAACAGGUCACAUUUCUUAUAAUGUUCCUUCUAAUCAUAUUGAUUCUAAUAUAGAAAGAUCCUCAUCUAGAGAGUUUUAUCCAUCCAGACAGUAUAAUGUAGCUAGUACAACAGCUACUACUACAACUACAACGCAUUGGAUGACUACCACGACCACAGGGAAAACAACUUCGGUGUCCAUACUGACCCGCAAGAACACAACUACAUUACCUCCCACGAUUGAAAUUCCUGCUGAUGUUACUACACAGUCCACACCAGUAUCAUCACAAUUACCGGCGGUUGGCAUUGAGAGUUGUGAGGCAGUGGAAGCCCGCGAGAUAAUGUGGUUCAAGACUCGACAAGGACAAACAGCAAAACAGCCAUGUCCUUUAGGCACAGUCGGUGUGGCAACAUACACUUGCAUCACUCCUGAUGGAAUAUGGAAUCCUCAAGGACCUGAUUUAAGCAAUUGCUCUUCUCCAUGGAUCAGUCAUAUUGGGCAGAAGCUGAAAUCACUAGAAACAGCUGCAAACAUUGCAAGAGAGCUAUCAGAGCAUACAAGAGGUCACCUAAAUGCUGGAGACAUUACAUAUUCUGUUCGUGCUAUGGAUCAACUGGUGGAUUUGCUGGAUGUUCAGCUAAGAAAUUUGACUCCAGGUGGAAAAGAUAGUGCUGCACGAAGCUUAAAUAAGCUCCAGAAGAGAGAGCGUUCAUGCAGAGCAUACGUGCAGGCAAUGGUCGAGACCGUUAACAAUCUCCUUCAGCCACAAGCUCAGAAUGCAUGGCAAGACCUGACUGAAAUGGACCAGCUGCGAGCGGCUACCAUGCUUCUUGACACGGUGGAAGAAGGAGCUUUUGUGUUGGCUGAUAAUCUCUUAAAGACAGAUAUUGUGAGAGAGAAUACAGACAAUAUUCAACUUGAAGUUGCCAGACUUAGCACGGAUGUGAGUUUGGAAGAUCUAAAAUUCCCUCAGAAUUUAGGACAUGGUAGCUCUAUUCAACUGUCUUCGAAUACUCUUAGACAAAAUGGACGGAAUGGCGAGAUAAGAGUUGCUUUUGUGUUGUACAAUAACCUGGGUCGUUACUUGUCCACGGAGAAUGCCAGCAUAAAACUAGGAAUUGAGGCAAUGACUACAAAUCAUACAGUUGUUGUCAAUUCACCUGUUAUUACUGCAGCAGUCUAUAAAGAAUCAAGUAGCAAGGUGUAUUUAACUGAACCAGUGAUGUUUACUGUUAAACAUAUUGAGCAAUCCGAAGACUACUUUAACCCUAACUGUUCUUUCUGGAGUUAUUCAAAAACCAACUUGUCGGGUCAUUGGUCAACACAAGGCUGUAGGCUAAUGACAACUAACAAAACACAUACAAAAUGUUCGUGUAAUCACUUAACCAACUUUGCAGUGCUCAUGGCUCAUGUUGCAAUUAAGAACAUCGAUGUGGUCCAUGACCUCCUUCUAGAUGUGAUUACCUGGGUUGGAAUACUUCUAUCACUUGUUUGCCUACUGAUAUGUAUUUUUACAUUCUGUUUUUUCCGUGGUCUCCAAAGUGACCGUAACACAAUUCAUAAGAAUCUUUGUAUUAGUCUGUUUGUAGCAGAACUACUAUUUCUAAUUGGAAUCAACCGUACUGAUCAACCGAUUGCAUGUGCUGUCUUUGCUGCACUACUUCAUUUUUUCUUCUUGGCGGCAUUUACCUGGAUGUUCCUCGAAGGUGUUCAGCUAUAUAUCAUGCUGGUCGAAGUCUUUGAGAGUGAAAAUUCAAAACGGAAAUACUUCUACCUGGUGGGCUAUGGAAUGCCUGCUCUUAUUGUAUCUGUAUCUGCAGCAGUAGAUUAUAAAAGUUACGGAACAGAAAAAGUGUGUUGGCUUCGACAUGAUACAUAUUUUAUUUGGAGCUUUAUAGGACCAGCAACUUUGAUAAUAAUGCUUAAUGUCAUUUUUCUUGGUAUUGCUCUAUUUAAAAUGUUUCAUCAUACUGCCAUACUGAAGCCAGAUACGGGCUGUCUUGACAAUAUCAAAUCUUGGGUUAUAGGUGCAAUAGCACUUCUCUGCCUGUUGGGACUGACCUGGGCUUUUGGACUUAUGUAUAUUAAUGAAAGUACUGUCAUCAUGGCUUAUCUGUUCACUAUUUUUAAUUGUCUUCAGGGAAUGUUCAUAUUCAUUUUCCACUGUGUACUGCAAAAGAAGGUGCGUAAAGAAUAUGGUAAAUGUUUACGAACUCAUUGCUGUAGUGGGAAAAGUAUGGAGAACUCAAUCGGAGCAACCAAAACAUCUAGUUCCCAAGCUCCUGGGAGGUAUUCCUCUGGCUCACAGAGUCGAAUCCGUAGAAUGUGGAAUGACACAGUUAGAAAGCAGUCUGAGUCUUCCUUUAUUACUGGAGAAAUAAACAGUUCAGCUUCCCUCAACAGAGGAGCCAUGGCUAACCAUCUAAUUACCAAUGCUCUGCUUCGUCCUCGUGGCACUAACAAUCCUUAUAAUACAUUGCUCGGGGAAUUGGCUGUCUAUAACAACCCUUCUGUAAGCAUAUACAAAUUACAAGAGCCCUACAGAGAGACAAAGGGACUUCUGAACAAUGCCAGGGAUACAAGUGUCAUGGAUACUCUACCACUGAAUGGUAACCAUGAGAACAGCUAUAGCAUUGCAAGAGGGGAAUAUCUUAGUGACUGUGUGAAAAUAAUUGACCGUGGCUUUAACCACAAAGAGACUGCCUUAGAAAAAAAGAUUUUGAAAGAGCUUACUUCUAACUAUAUUCCUUCUUACAUGAACAACCACGAACGCUCAUGUGAACAAAAUAGGAAUCUAGUGAAUAAGUUGAUAAAUAAUAUUAACAAUUUAAAGGAGGAUGCAAUUGUUCUUGAUGAUGCCACAUCUUUUACUAAUGAUGAGAUCAUGGGAUUAGAACUUGUACACGAGGAGUCUGACGCUCCCCUGCUACCCUCACGAGUCUAUCCUACAGAGAGCCACCAGUCUCUCCACUUUUCUAGGAGAAAGGUUCCACCAGACCACAGUGAAAGUUUUUUCCCAUUGUUAACUAAUGAGCACACUGAAGCAAUGCAAUCACCUAACAGAGAUUCUCUCUACACCAGCAUGCCUACAUUAACUGGCAUAGCUGUCACAGGAAGCGUUACCACUAGUACUCAGACCGAUUCCUCGCCAGUCAAAACUAGGGAUACAGAUGAUUUAUACUAUAAAAGCAUGCCAAAUUUGGGCACCCGAAACAACAUACAUCAGCUUCAUACUUACUAUCCAUUAGGACGGGGGAGCAGCGAUGGAUUCAUAGUUCCGCCAAGCAAAGAAGGAACUCCAACUGAAGACAAUUGCAAAGAACCAGCUCACCUUGUCACAAGUCUAUAGAACGUAAAGGGGGAAAACAAUGUUGACAAACUGUUUUAUGAUUUACUAUAAGAAAUAAUAUUGUGUGUGCUCCUAAAUCUUUAUGCUGUAAGACAUUUUUUAAACUGGCAUUUUUAGUCCUGUGUACGGGAUACCAAUGUAAUGCUCUCAGUUUUGUUUCUGUUUUUUGUCCCAAAAAGACUUCAUUAUGUUAAUGAAACAAAGAAAGUUAACGGCACUCCUUGUGGCCUUCUUUAAUUAUGCUGUUAAUUGAAAAAGGACUGUCCAACCACUAGCGUGGACAGCACUGAUUUAAAGGGUAAUGCCCACAUUCAUGGUGGAUACUGCAUUUGGCAUACAGCACCAGCUAAUAAAAUCAAAAGAUUGUAGUGCCAGACAAUGCUCUAACCUUGGCAUUGCAAGCUGACCUAUAACAGUACUGUGCCAUUGAAAUUAAAAACAUAAUUGCAUGCUAAAUUCAGCAUGCACUUAUUUUGGUGCUCACAGAAAUUAGAUCAGUGCGCCUGUAAAAUUUGAACAUUGAAAAAUUACAGUUGGAGUGCUAAAAACACAAUUGUUUGCUAUAAAUCUAAUUAUGUCUUUUGAUUGUGGUUAUAGGUUGCAAAAAUGUUCCUUUGUGGAAAUAAGACAAAAAAAUAUCCUAAAUCAACAAAAAUACAAUCUACAGAAGAUGAAAAGGAUUUUAAGAUCAUAUGCUAAUUUCAUAUAUUGUGUUUUGCUGUAUUAACCAACUAUACAAACAAAAUCAAAAAAACUAACGGCAGAAAGAUUAAAUAUUUUAUGUACUGUACAGAUACUAGCAUUGCAUAUAAUGUAUGCUUUUUGUUUUUCUGAAAUUUGCGUCCCUGUUAAUGUAGUGAAAAAUAAUAUACAUUUUUUUUCUGUUCAAGUUUUGUCUCAAGCAAGAAGCAAUGACCUAUGUUUACCAUUUACCUUUAGAUUUUAUAAGGCAAAUGUUCACUUAUUAAUAAAAAAAAGAACACAUCGAUUUUAAAUGAAAACUUACAGUAAAUCAUUGUUUCAUUUCUUUCUUAUUGCUUUCUUCUGUAUUGUAGUGUUAAAACAUAUCAGAAAUUUGAUAGUAUCCAAUGCACAGCUGAUUGAAGGUUUAAUUUUCUAACGUGGUGACAAUCUUAUGCAUUUAAAUGGUGGUUCUGCAUUGCAGUUAUUAUCUAUAGAUUGAAUGAGGGGGGGAAAAUAAUGGUGGCACAUAUACGAAUGAAAAUAACUUUGUUUCUUCACAAAUUUGUAUUUACUUAACAGAAUAAAGACAUGAGACAAAUUCACAAGCUGCAUCAAAAUCAUAUGUGCUAAAUUCAUUAUCCUGUGUAACUAAGGAAACUGUAAUGAGACAAAGGUUUUACUGCUAUACAAAUGACUAAUAACUAAUUCUAUAAAAAUGGACAGCACCUUGGAAGCUAUGAGGUUUUUUUCUAGAGUUUGCCAAUGAGAUUACAUGUUUAUGGUAAAAAAAAAACACAUUUACAUACAGUGAGGUCAAGAACAGACAAUCAUUAUGUUAUUUUAAUUACAAUAACAUUUAGUAUUGCUAUGCAGCAAACUAUAUACAAUAUUGUAGAUAGACCAAGUUGGGCCAAGUUGUAAAUUCCGUUGCAUCAAAAUACAGCUUUGAUACUAAUGUUUGAUACAUUUAUUCACACAAAAUUUUUAGUUACAAAUAGUUUGACUUC
Messenger RNA from Pseudophryne corroboree (corroboree frog), 6831 nucleotides. RefSeq names its product adhesion G protein-coupled receptor L3 (gene ADGRL3). Bases 638 to 5140 code for a protein of 1500 amino acids. The transcript is spliced from 24 exons. Gene Ontology annotation, cellular component: plasma membrane. Lineage: Eukaryota; Metazoa; Chordata; Amphibia; Anura; Myobatrachidae. The record is from RefSeq and is a predicted model, not a curated record. Gene Ontology annotation, molecular function: G protein-coupled receptor activity; carbohydrate binding. Gene Ontology annotation, biological process: cell surface receptor signaling pathway; adenylate cyclase-activating G protein-coupled receptor signaling pathway.